AUGCCUUUGAAUCCCUUGAGAGGUAUUGAAACUGUCGACUUUGGCCAGUCUUUUCUUCCCGCGUUCGCCCCCGGGACUCUCCGUACCCCGCUAGCAGUCCGUCCACCGGAAGUCUUGUUCAGCAGCGAUCCGUUAGAUUUUCGCGUUGAUUUAUGGAGUAUGGGCUGCAUGCUUUUCGAGCUUUUUGUUGGCCAACCUCCUUUUGAUGGGCCUCCCAGCACGCCGGAGGUCUUGGUGAGACAGAUGGAGGAAACGGCAAGUGACGAGCUACCUGAGCGCUGGAGAGGUUUAAUCAAUACCGGCGCUGAGACGAAAACAGCUGGGUCAUCACUACAAAGCUGGUGUGAGGACAUGUAUUUGGACAAUGAGCGGAAAAGUGACUUGACAAUGGAGGACAUCAGGGUCCUCGGCCGGCUCAUUGCAAAGCUUUUGUAUUUCGAGCCGAGAAGGAGAGCGCCUGCAAGCGAGAUUCUGAGCGAUACUAUCGCGCUAUUACAGGUCUCAUUAUUUAUGAGUUUGUUACUCUGUCUAGUUGAUUUUAUUCCUCAUCCUCUCGCCUAUGUGUUCCCAUGA
This is a messenger RNA of Metarhizium acridum CQMa 102, 573 nucleotides long. RefSeq lists its product as uncharacterized. Gene Ontology annotation, biological process: intracellular signal transduction; protein phosphorylation. Gene Ontology annotation, molecular function: protein serine/threonine kinase activity; ATP binding. The record is from RefSeq and is a predicted model, not a curated record. Lineage: Eukaryota; Fungi; Ascomycota; Sordariomycetes; Hypocreales; Clavicipitaceae. Gene Ontology annotation, cellular component: cytoplasm; nucleus.